CGAGAUAUAAGGGUGGCCCUGCUUCGAUCGUACACAUUUUUUCCAUUUCUCCUCUUAUUGGGAAGCCUUAACAGUAUCUCCUUCCGACUUUUUUGAAACCACUUUUUUUCGAUGUUCACGUGUUCGUUAAAUUGCCCCUAAGGGUAACUUCUCUUUUGUGAUGAUCUAAGUUUAAUCAGAAAAGGAGAGUAAACUUAAUGGGAAUGAAAACUCUUGCGCGAAGUAAAGCAGUUUAGCAAAAGGUUUACUUUUGUGUUGCCCCUUUUUUUUUUAGCUGCUCUCUGCGGAUAUAAUCUGAAGGACAACAUGAAAGAUCCUCUCGAGUAUAUCAACAAAAUAAACUUCAACACAAACCGGUUUCCGCAGUAUACCCAUUUGAUAGAAAGUUGCCCCUCGCAACAUGAAAAGGAAAAGGUUAUCCGGAUAUGCCGUUGCUGGCAGUCAGCGAAGUUUCCCUACUGUGACGACACGCAUAAGAUCCUCAUGGAAAACGGAGAUGAUGUAGGGCCGUUUGUAGCCAAACUGUCCAGCUACAAAUUAUCAGAAGAAGAUAAACUGAAGCAGCAAAAGUAUAAUGAGAAAUAUAUAAAAAUAAACAACAAAUUGUCAUCUGAUAAGUCUUCUAUGUCCAUUUUGAAAUUUAAUUAUAAGCCAUAUGUGAGCAACAAAUUCAGGAAAUCUCUCAUGCUGUCUGCUGUGGUUUUGACUUCAGCCUUAUUGUAUGAUAAGAAGGAGAGGUUGAUUGGCCUUUACUCGGCGCAGUGAAGCGAAGGAGGACAAUUUUUUAAAAUAUCAUUCCGUGGAACGU
Molecule: messenger RNA, 808 nt
Organism: Plasmodium cynomolgi strain B
Lineage: Eukaryota; Apicomplexa; Aconoidasida; Haemosporida; Plasmodiidae
Exons: 3
Coding region: 307-765 (152 amino acids)
Cellular component (GO): intracellular membrane-bounded organelle
Molecular function (GO): 2 iron, 2 sulfur cluster binding
Source: RefSeq, a predicted model, not a curated record